Pyrenophora tritici-repentis Pt-1C-BFP is the source of this 924-nucleotide messenger RNA. RefSeq names its product GTPase. Lineage: Eukaryota; Fungi; Ascomycota; Dothideomycetes; Pleosporales; Pleosporaceae. Gene Ontology annotation, cellular component: mitochondrion. Gene Ontology annotation, molecular function: GTP binding. The record is from RefSeq and is a predicted model, not a curated record.
AUGUCACUCUACCACAACAACCUCCAAGACUUCCACUGGUACUGGGAGUCCAUCCCACCCACCAUUGCCCAAAAAUCCCAAGCAAACCACUUCUUCACCAACCACGGCAAAACCGCCAAGCUCCUCCGCAGCGUCGCCCAAUUUCGCCUCUUCCCCGAAUCCGACGUGCCCGAAGUCGCCUUCGUCGGCCGCUCAAACGUCGGCAAGUCCUCCCUCCUCAACACGCUCGUAAACGCCGACAUCAAAGCCCUACUCGCCCGCACAUCCGCAACCCCCGGUUUCACAAAAACAACGAACCUCUACGGUCUCGGGCCGGGAAACGGCGUAACGAUAAAGCAGCAACCCGACGGCCGCGACAAGAUCGUGGGUAAGAAUGGGUUAACGAUUGUUGAUAUGCCCGGGUACGGCGAGGGUUCCUUGGCGGCAUGGGGAACGGAAAUCCUAAAAUACAUCCAGAACCGCAAACAACUCCGUCGCGUCUUCGUCCUCAUAGACGCCCAGCAUGGAGUCAAAGAUAAAGACCGUUCACUCCUCGCUACUUUGCGUCUCUCGGGCGUAAGCCACCAGGUCAUCCUUUCCAAGCUGGAUAAAAUAUUCAUCCCGCAGGCCAAGGAGAUUAAGCGGUAUGAUGGAAAGUCACCGCGGGUGCUGAAGCCAAAGGGCACGAUGAUUGGGCUGCGGCACACGAUGGAGGACUUAAAGGAUGAUAUCCAGCCGAAAGUGGGGGGUGGUGCUCUAGGAGAGCUUCUGGGGGUUAGUGCGGAGACGGUGGUGGAUGGGAAGAGGUUGGGGAUUGAUCAUGUGAGGUAUGCGGUGCUCAAGGCCGUGGGACUGGACGAGCUGUUUAAGAAAGAUGUCAGUACGCCGUGGGGGAUGUCGAAGAAGAUAGAGGGGAGGGGGAAGGUUAGACCUGUUAGGAUAUAG